Molecule: messenger RNA, 791 nt
Organism: Castor canadensis (American beaver)
Lineage: Eukaryota; Metazoa; Chordata; Mammalia; Rodentia; Castoridae
Source: RefSeq, a predicted model, not a curated record
AUGCCUGUGUGUGCAAGUCCAGUGAUGCCAAGUUCCCCCAUCAUCAACUACGUGUUGAAAAUUCCUGUGGGUGCUCAGGUCCUCUCAUGGGUGAAAUGGUGGCCUUGUGAGAAAGUUAGCUUGGCUCCCUCAACUUCCUUAAGCUCAAGACCCUGUGCCAGGUCACUGGAAGGACUGAGCGCAUUCAGGAGCCUGGAGGAGCUCAUCUUGGACAACAAUCUGCUUGGGGACGACCUUGUGUUGCCUGGGUUACCCCAGCUGCACACCUUAACCCUCAACAAGAACCAAAUUACUGAUUUGGAGUGUUUGCUUGAUCAUCUGGCAGAAGUGACCCCAGCUUUGGAGUACCUCAGUCUGCUAGGCAAUGUGGCAUGUCCCAAUGAACUGGUCAGCUUGGAAAAGGAUGAGGAAGACUAUAAGAGAUAUAGAUGUUUUGUUCUGUACAAACUUCCCAACUUGAAGUUCCUGGAUGCCCGGAAAGUAACCAGACAAGAACGAGAGGAGGCAUUGGUCAGAGGGGCCUUCAUGAAGGUGGUGAAGCCCAAGGCUUCCAGUGAGGAUGUUGCUGCCUCUCCAGAGCGCUGCCACUACACACCCUUGCCUUCUGCUUCUAGAGAACUCACCAGUCACCGAGGUGGGAACUUGCUUUUUAUUACUCUCAGUGGUUGUGGGGAGGGGCACGUGGUCAUGCAGAGUUCUGGGCUUCUUAAUGCUGCCUUGGCACUUUGGAAGGAACACAGUGCUUUUUUAAGUCCUUGAUGAGAAAACCAUGCCUGUCAAACCUACUGAUU